Messenger RNA from Talaromyces stipitatus ATCC 10500, 1812 nucleotides. RefSeq names its product siderochrome-iron transporter MirC. Bases 1 to 1812 code for a protein of 603 amino acids. Gene Ontology annotation, molecular function: siderophore-iron transmembrane transporter activity. NCBI's taxonomy places the organism in Eukaryota, Fungi, Ascomycota, Eurotiomycetes, Eurotiales, Trichocomaceae. The transcript has 5 exons. The record is from RefSeq and is a predicted model, not a curated record. Gene Ontology annotation, biological process: siderophore transmembrane transport.
AUGACCUUAUUGGAAACCACUUCGAAUGUCAUAUCUUAUGGAACUAUAAGUACCGAUACUUCGAUGGGCGACCAAGAGGAAGACCGGCUGCUGUAUCCUCAUUCAGUGUACGAGCCGGAUAAUGAUAUUGGGACCGAGGAUGAGGGGAGCACGGCAAGUGAUGUGCAGGAUGGAGUGAGGAAGAUUGAGGCUAUUAGUUUGACGUGGACACAGAAGUCGUUGAUGAUUGCAUAUUUGGGGAUAUUUCUCAUGGCGUUCUGCACGUCACUCGAAGGUCAGACGGUGGCUUCGCUUGCCGUAUACGCUACGAGCUCGUUUAGCAAGCAUUCUUUGAUUUCGACGGUGCUGGUUGUACAGAAUGUUGUCAACGCUGUAAUCAAACCACCCAUGGCAAAAGUGGCGGAUGUGUUCGGCCGGUUCGAAGCAUUCUGCGUUAGCAUCAUCAUCUACAUUCUUGGAUAUAUUCAAAUGGCCGCGUCAAACAAUGUGCAGACAUAUGCUUCCGCCCAGAUAUUCUAUUCUGCUGGAUCGACCGGUCUGCAAAUUCUUCAACAAGUAUUCAUCGCCGAUAGUAGCGAUCUUUUAAAUCGAGCGCUCUUCGCCCUUUUGCCUGAGUUUCCGUUUUUGGUCACAGUUUGGAUUGGUCCUACCAUCGCAGAUGCAGUCCUUCGUCAUUCAUCGUGGCGCUGGGGUUAUGGGAUGUGGGCGAUUAUACUGCCGGCAACAUUUCUCCCGCUUGCGCUAUCCUUACUUUUCAACCAACGGAAAGCCAAGAGAUUGCGGCUCAUCAAAAAGAAGCAUCGCAAGCGCACUCUAUAUCAGUCUUUGCGAUCGGUAUGGUAUGAACUGGAUAUGUUUGGAUUGAUUCUUCUUACUGCUGCCGUUUCGUUACUGCUGAUUCCGCUUACUUUGGCAGCCAACUCUAAAAAUGGGUGGCACGACAAUAGCAUUAUCAUCGUGCUAGUGCUGGGAUCUCGCUCCAAAACCGUUACUUUCACUACAUCUACUGACCGAACGGACUGCGCUGGCUGGCUGCGCAUUGGCGUUUUCUACUUCAUGGCCUUUUAUUUUUCCGUUCAACCUUAUUUUUACUCUUACUUGCAAGUCGUUCAGAAUUACGACAUUGCCGUGGCGGGACGGGUUACGCAGACAUUCUCAUUCACCUCCACGAUUGCGGCGUUCGUGGUUUCCAUUCUGAUUAAAUAUACUCGCCGGUACCGCAUUUUUGUCACCGCGGGAACGAUUGUGUAUAUUCUAGGUCUGGUGGCUAUGUUACUUUACCGGCAGGAAGGUAGUUCGUUUCUUCAGAUUCUGGGUACUCAGAUACUAGUCGGCACUGGGGGAGGUCUGGUCAACGUCCCCGUACAACUCGGUGUACAGGCAUCAGCCCAACACCAAGAAGUCGCAGGUGCAACCGCUAUAUUCCUGACAGCACUCGAGAUGGGAGGCGCCGUUGGAGCGGCGAUUUCGGGCGCAGUCUGGACCCAUCAAAUACCGAAACGAUUACGACAAUAUCUUCCAGCCGAAAGUCAAGACCAAGUCGAAGAGAUUUUUGGUAAAUUGACUAUCGCGUUAUCCUAUCCCAUGGGCUCGGAGACGCGGAUAGCGAUUAACCGUGCAUAUCAGGAGACGAUGAACAAUUUGUUGUGUCUGGCUAUUUUAGCGGCGUUACCGAUUGUGCCGUUGAGUUUGACGAUGAGGGACUAUCAACUGGAUAAGAUGGGUCCGACGAGAAAGCGUAGACGCUCGUCGCAUGCACAUUUGAAUGAGACUCCUGCUCGGGCAUCCCUGGAGGAUGGCGACAGACUAUGA